Messenger RNA from Antechinus flavipes (yellow-footed antechinus), 2466 nucleotides. It is a transcript of the gene SCG2, whose product is annotated as secretogranin II. The record is from RefSeq and is a predicted model, not a curated record. The coding region runs from base 180 to 2051 and encodes 623 amino acids. Gene Ontology annotation, cellular component: secretory granule. NCBI's taxonomy places the organism in Eukaryota, Metazoa, Chordata, Mammalia, Dasyuromorphia, Dasyuridae. The transcript has 2 exons.
UUGGUUGUGUGACUGAGUACAGUGACGUCAGUGUGGCAGUGCAGAGUCAGGUGGUGUUCAGUAUAAGCAGAGGGAGCUGUCCGGGUGCUGAAAACAGUCCGUAAACUCCCAGCUGACGGACGGGAAGACCAUGGUGUGGAUGCACUCGGCCAUCUAAAAUAACAGGAAACCUUUCAAACAUGGCAGAUCCUAAAACCUGCUGGCUUGGAGCAGCCUUAUCUCUCACCUCCUUAAUUUUCCUAACCUGUUGUGUUGAUGCAGCUUCAUUUCAACAUUACCAACUACUUCAGAAAGACCCAGACUACAGAUUAAAAAACUUUCCAAGGUUUCCCAGCCCUGAUAUGAUCAAAGCUUUGGAAUACAUAGAAAAUCUCAGACAACAAGCUAAUAAGGGAGAAAUCAACCCAGAGUAUAAUUCCUACCAGGGAGUUCCAAUUUCCCUUCAGCCAAAAGAAAGUAUUGAUCAGAGCCACUUGCCUGAAAAUUUAAGAGAUUUAUUGAAUGAAGAUGAAUCCCAUUUGAUGCGAAUAAUCCUGGAAGCCUUGAGAGAAGCUGAAAAAGAAUCUCAGCCUGCACCCAACGAAAAUCAACCCUAUCCCUUAAAUUCUGAAAAGAACUUUCCUAUUGAUUUGAGUGAAGAUUAUGAGGCUCAACAGUGGCCUGAAAGAAGACACAAACAAGCCAAGUUGCCACUUAUGUAUGAAGAGAGCUCCAGAGACAACCCUUUUAAACGUACUAAUGAGAUUGUUGAAGAGCAAUACACUCCCCAAAGCCUUGCCACUCUGGAGUCUGUCUUCCAAGAACUGGGAAAGCUGACUGGGCCAAACAAUCAUAAGCGUGAGAGGGUUGAUGAGGAGCAAAAACUAUAUGCAGAUGAUGAAGAUGACAUCUAUAAAGUUAAUAACAUUGCCUAUGAAGAUGUUGUUGGUGGAGAAGAUUGGAACCCCAUAGAGGAAAAAAUAGAAAGCCAAACCCAGGAAGAGGUAAGAGACAGCAAGGAAGAAAUUGACAAAAAUGAAGAAGAAAUUGAUGAUGAGAUGAAGCGUUCAGGGCAACUUGACAUUCCAGAUGAAGAUUUUAGGAAAGAAAAUAAGGAUCAACUCUCAGAUGAAGUAUCUAAGCUGAUGAACUAUUAUUUGAAAAGGUUAGUGAAUGGUGCAGGAAGUGGGAAGUUCAGAGGUGAGAAAAAUGAAGAAAAGAGAGCAGCCAAGUUUUUUGAGAAACAAUUUGAUCCUCAGUCAAUUUAUCAGCUAAUUGAAAUCUCAAGGAAUUUGCAAAUCCCACCUGAGGAUUUAAUUGACAUGCUGAAAACUGGGGAUAAGCCAAACGAAAGAGUGGAACCUGAGCAGGAACCGGAACUGCCAGAUGACCUGGAGGAAAUUGCUGAGACUGAUGGAGAACAUCCUGAUUUGUUCCAAAAUAAGAUAGUCUCCAAGAGUAGCUAUGGAAAACAAUCUGGACAUGCUGUGACAGAUUCCCUACCUGAAAGUCUCAAUUUUGAGGACAUUUUAAGCCUUUUAGGGACCGAGAAUGCAGCAAAUCAGAAAGCACCAUAUUUUGCCAACCAAAUUAAUAGAGAGAAUAUUCUGCCAAGGCUCUCCUAUUCUGGAAGAAUUAGAGGUCAACAAAUUCCUAAAGCAGCUUGGAUUCCAGAUCUGGAAAGGAGACAAAUGGCAUAUGAAACCUUAAAAGAGAAGGAUGAAGAAUUAGGAGAUUAUUUAACUAAAGUGUUAGCUAAAUACCCUGAGGUUAUGAAUUCAAACCAGAUGAAACGAGUUUCUAUCCCAAGCUCCUCAGAAGAUGACCAACAAGAAGAGGAACAAAUCGAACAGGCCAUCAAAGAGCAUUUAAGCCAAGUGGGAUCUCAAGAAUCUGAUAAAUUGGGUUCUGUCACCAAAAGGCUUCCUCUGGUUACCCAGGAAAAUGAUGAAACCCAGAACGGACAGUACCUAGAUGAAGAUCUGUUGCUGAAGGUAUUGGAAUACCUCAAUCAGGCAAAAGCAGAAAAGGGAAGAGAGCAUAUUACUAAAAGAGCAAUGGAAAAUAUGUAGGUUGCUUUUGUCAAUUGCCCUUCCUCCCCUAAAUUGUCCCAAGGUUAUUUAUCUUCUGUGUGUUGCCCUUUUCUCCUGUUCAUUUGUAUUUUCUCUAAUGAUGUAUUGGCAAAUGGCUCCAGACCACUGGAGGGUUUGUCUAACAUAUCCUGAGGUGUUCUCUUGUUUAUGGAUCUCUGUAUAUGUAAUGACUCCUGGAUAGAAAUAAAUUAUGUCAAUGUUUUAAGAAAGAAAUGUAUGAUAUUAGUUAAUAUUACAUCUCAGAACCAAUAACUGAGGUAUUGUUGAUGGCUACAGAAGAUGAAAGAUGUCUGAUAUCUUGAAAAUUUAAAAAAAUUAGUUGAAUUAUUUUGUUAUUGUCUGUAAUGUUUUGUGGAGUACUGAAGAAAAAAAAAUAAAGCAUUAAAUAAAUAUA